Portunus trituberculatus (swimming crab) is the source of this 3369-nucleotide messenger RNA. RefSeq names its product RNA cytidine acetyltransferase-like. Gene Ontology annotation, molecular function: tRNA binding; ATP binding; 18S rRNA cytidine N-acetyltransferase activity. Lineage: Eukaryota; Metazoa; Arthropoda; Malacostraca; Decapoda; Portunidae. Gene Ontology annotation, cellular component: 90S preribosome; nucleolus. The transcript is spliced from 19 exons. Bases 163 to 3315 code for a protein of 1050 amino acids. The record is from RefSeq and is a predicted model, not a curated record. Gene Ontology annotation, biological process: rRNA acetylation involved in maturation of SSU-rRNA.
UUUGUUUACAUGAAGGCUCCAGUGGCCAGCACGUGUGUACUUCUGGACGAGAAGAUAUCGCAGCCCGACAAGUUCAAGACAUCGAGACAGACAACAAUGACACACUGACUCUCCCGAACUCAACGGACCAAUUAUUACCUGUAAAAGUAAAUGCUAGCGUGAAUGUUGGCAAUGAAAGCAGCCCUGACAGGAGACGCUGUGAUUAGAGGGAAGAAAAGCAGUGCAGACGUGAUGGAGAAGGUGGCAGUGGACCCUCGCGUUAAAAGCCUAGUGGAGCGUUGUGUGAGACUGAGUCACCGCGCCCUGCUAUGUGUGCUGGGACACUCCGCCAAGGACCAGGUGAUGAUCCUCCAUCACCUGCUCACAAAGGCAGCAGGGGAGAGGCACUCAGUCCUCUGGUGCCACAAGAAGGACUCAGACAUUCCAAGACAUAGUCGGAAACAUCUCAAGAAACUGGAGAAGAACAUCAGCUCAGGAAAGUGUGACAUCUCUAAAGAAAAUGCAUUUGAUCUCUUCCUCCUGUCAACACCAGUGAAGUAUUGUGCCUUCCAGGACUCGCACAGGCUGCUGGGGAACACCUUUGGCAUGUGUGUCAUACAGGAUUUUGAGGGGCUGACCCCCAAUACUCUAUGCCGUGUAGUGGAAACUGUGUGCGGUGGAGGAUUGGUAGUGUUCCUGAUGCCAGAGAUUCAGUCAUUACGGCAGCUCUUUUCGGCUUCCAUGGAUAUCCAUUCUCGCCUCAAGACUUACUCCCAUCCUAAGGUCACCCCACUCUUCAAUGAAAGAUUUGUGUUGUCUCUGGGGUGGUGCAAGUCUUGCUUGGUCCUUAAUGACCAGCUACAGGUCACCAACGAGCUGCCAAGCCUCAACAGACCUGUACCAGAUUUUCUUUCCGUGCGUGGUGCUGAGGCCUCACAAGUCAAGCUGAAGGAGUUGAGAACUUCCCUGGAAGAUGCUGACAAACCCUUGCCACAACUGGUGAGCUGCUGCAGGACUUUUGACCAGGCCCAGGCACUGCUGAAGAUGAUUGACCUCAUCACUGAGAAGAGUAUGCAGGGCACAGUGGCAGUCACAGCUGGCAGAGGACGAGGAAAGUCAGCUGCUUUAGGCCUGGCAACAGCAGCAGCCAUCCACGUAGGCCUCAACAACAUCUUUGUCACCAGUCCAUCCCCAGAGAACCUCAGCACCUUCUUUGAAUUUGUCUUUAAAGGCUUUGAUGCCUUAGAGUAUGAAGAGCAGAAUGACUAUGAGAUCAUCCAGUCCACCAAUGCUGAGUUUGGCGAUGCCGUGGUGCGCAUCAAUGUGUUCAGAGACUACCGGCAGACUGUCCAAUACAUAUCUCCAGGUGACACAGGAAAGCUGAGCCAUGCAGAGCUGGUGGUGGUGGAUGAAGCAGCAGCCAUCCCACUGCCUCAGGUGAAGGCACUCAUAGGCUCUUGCAAUGCCAUCAUGUCAUCCACCAUCAAUGGCUAUGAAGGUACUGGACGUUCCCUCUCCCUGAAACUCCUGCAGCAGCUGCGGGUCCAGGCAGGGCAGACAGGCACUGCUGCAGUGGCAUCAACCAACACUGCAGAUGCAGCCCUAACCAGACGUUCACUCCAGGAGGUAUCACUGGAGGAGAGUGUGCGUUACGCACCCCAUGACCCAGUGGAGGCUUGGCUGCACCAGCUCCUCUGCCUUGAUGCCACCUCAGUCAUACCGCCCUCCACCACCUGUCCCCCACCCCACACCUGCCAGCUCUACUAUGUGAACAGAGAGGUACUGUUCAGUGGCCAUAGUGAGAGUGAGGCCUUUCUACACCAAAUGGUGGCUCUCCUCGUGGCGUCACAUUACCGCAACUCCCCUGAUGACCUACAAGUGUUGUGUGAUGCUCCAGCCCACCACCUCUUUGUACUGCUACCUCCUCUGCCACCCAGUUCAUCAGCAACCUUACCCACUGUUCUGGCCGUCAUACAGGUAUGUUUGGAAGGAGGAAUCCCUGCUUCAGUUUCCAAAGCCACCAAGAGUCGGGGAGAGCGUCCUUCAGGGGACCUGGUGCCCUGGCUGCUAUCUGCCCAGUUCCUCCAGCCUGAGCUUACCCAGCUGAAGGGAGUGAGGGUGGUUAGGGUAGCAACGCACCCUGAUUAUCAGUCGAUGGGCUACGGGUCAAGAGCCAUCAGCCUUCUUAGUGACUACUAUGGAGGAAAGCACCUUGCUCUGCAUGAUCCUGCCAUUGACCUCCCACAGCCAACACAAGAUUCAACCACUGAAAAAGAUAGCAUUGUUCCAAGGCAGAGCGGUGAACCCUUGCUCUCAGCUCUGGGAGAACGCCCACCUGAGUCUAUAGACUACCUUGGAGUAUCCUAUGGCGUCACACUGCCUCUGCUCAAAUUCUGGUGUAGAGCAGUCUACGUGCCAUUGUAUAUCAGUCAGGUAACCAACAAGGUGACAGGUGAACACAGCUGUGUCAUGGUGCAUAUGUUGUCAAGCCCAGAGGAGACAAGUGACUCCGAGACUGCCCCCUCCUGGCUGCAGUACUCCUCCAUUGAGUUUUUACGAAGGUUCCUUUCUCUGCUUGGUGGGCCACUGAGUGAUCUGCAUCCCAUGCUGUCUCUGGCAGUGAUUCAGGCCCAUGCAAAGACUGUGCCAUGGAAAGCAAUUGAGUGGGAGGAGCUGAAGUUACUUGUGACUGGACACGACUUGCUGCGCCUGGAAAAGUACUCCAAGAAUCUUGCUGACCGUCAUCUCAUAACAGACAUUCUGCCCCAUAUCGCCUCCCUCUUCUUCUCCCACAGAUUUCCAGCACUCCAUCUGUCUCAGAUUCAGUCUGCUCUCUUGGUUGGUCUAGGACUCCAGCUGAAGAACUUUGAUGAGGUCAGCCAGUUGCUGGACCUGCCGGUGGAGUCAGUGUUGGGGCAGUUCAACAGGGCCAUGCGUCGUGUACUGAAGACCAUGGCUGCCCUACAGGAGGAAGCACUCACCAAACACCUGCCUAAGACCACCAUGAAGUUGGCUGAGUUUGUACCUGUGUCCAUAUCUCUUGACCAAGACCUGGAGGAAGCAGCUGAGGAUUACAAAGAAAAGGAAAAGAUAAGAGAAAAGCUACAGCCCCAAGCCAGUGAAUUGCUGGGAGACAUUAGCAAGUUUGCCAUCAAGAAUGAUGAGGCAGCAUGGCAGGAUGCACUCAAGGGAGGUCCAAACACUGUGAUCAGUGUGAAGAGCAACAAGCGUCCAGCAGCCAUUACUGAGAAGGAACUGGAGAUGGAACUAGAAGAGCCAAAACAAAAGAAAGAAAAGAAAAGUAAAAAGAUAAAAAAGAGAAAGGUUAAGCAAUAAAUUAUUAUUAUUUCCUUGUAACAAUUUUGUCAUAAAGUAAAAAGUAUUGAUUGA